GCUGUUUUCAGGCACUGACCCGGGAGGAAGGUUUUCGGCUCAUGGAGAACGACUUGGCUGCGCACGGAAGUCGGGAGCUUAAAUUCAGGUCACACUUGGCUUUGCUAGCUCAAGUGAAAUGUAAAACAGGAGGCAGGCAGCAGGUGAAGCGUGAACCACAGUCGGGCAGUGAUAACGCCCGGCCAGCGGGAAGCCAGCAGCCACUUCUCCCACUUGGCCGCUAUUAAGUCGAGAUUCGGUGCCGGUGGAGAGACGAGCAGCUCUUCUCACUUUCACUUCAUGGCUCAGCGCGCCGCUCACACUGCCGUCCCCAUCGCGCUGCUGCUGUUUGGACUUGUUGCGAUCCUGCUACUCACCAUACCCACUCAAGACAUCCAGGAGGCUCCGGGGUUCAUGUACGGGAUCGUCCUGGAUGCUGGAUCUUCACACACAGCUUUGUACAUCUACAAAUGGCCAGCAGACAAGCAGAAUGGCACAGGCGUGGUCACCCAGCACAGGGAAUGUCAUGUUAAGGGUGGAGGAAUCUCGAGCUAUGCAGGCCAACAGGGAGCAGCGGGGAGGAGCUUGGAGGUCUGUCUGGACCAAGCGGUGAAAGACAUCCCCAAAGAGAGACACAAGCUCACACCUGUGUACCUGGGAGCCACAGCUGGCAUGAGGCUCCUGCACAUGUCCACUCCAGAGGAGUCUGAUCGGAUUCUGCAGGAAGUGGGCCAUAAAAUCCAGUCCUACCCUUUCAGCUAUCGGGGAGCAGCCAUACUGAGUGGUCAGCAGGAGGGGGCGUACGGCUGGGUCACUGUCAACUAUCUCUUAGAGAACUUCAUCAAGUAUGGUUUUGUGGGGCGCUGGUUCAGCUCUGGCAAGCCCACAGUGGGAGCGCUUGAUUUUGGCGGUGCAUCGACCCAGAUAACGUUUGCUACUGAGGAGGAUGUGGAGGACAAAGAGGACAUGAUGAAGCUGCAGCUUUAUGGCCAGGUGUACUCGCUGUACACGCACAGCUUCCUGUGCUACGGGCAGGAUCAGGUCCUGAAGAGGCUGCUGGCUCAUGUACUGAAGUCUCAGGGUUACUCUCCUUCAAUCACUCAUCCCUGCUAUCCUGCAGGCCACAGUCGGACUUUAGAGAUGAGUAGCAUAUUCAACUCCCCGUGUACAGUGGAGUCCAAACCCAGCCCCUACAGCUCUACGGCCUCUCUGACAGUACAAGGCAGCGGACAUUAUGAACACUGUUUGGGCAAUGUGUCAGAGAUCUUCUCCUUUGACAGCUGCCCCUUCUCCCAGUGCUCCUUUGAUAAAGUCUUCCAGCCAAACGUCACAGGAAGCUUUAUGGCAUUCUCUGCGUUCUUCUACACUCACUCCUUCCUGCAGCAAAUCACAGGCAUCUCUGUGAGCACUCCUCCACAGCUGGAGGAGGCAGCCAGAGCUGUGUGCAACAUGACCUUCGAUCAGCUGCUGCUUCUUGCUCCAGAGCAAAAGUCUCGUUUGCAGGACUACUGUGCUUCCUCUGUGUUUGUUAAUGUUCUCAUGUUGAGAGGGUACGGCUUUGAUGAGACGUCAUUUCCACGCAUUUCAUUUCAGAAGAAGGCAGGUGACACCUCAGUUGGUUGGGCUCUGGGCUACAUGCUGAGUUUGAGCAACCUGCUGCCUGCAGAGACUGUUGGGCUGAGGAAGGCCCUGACCCCGGGGGCAUGGGGAACAUUAAUCUGUCUUUUUGUCCUCCUGCUCGCUGCAGUCCUCGUCUUCAUUUUAAUCCGUGCCCGUAAUGGGAAGAAGAAAGGAGGCAGUGAAAGCCCCAUCUAGAUAUUUUAACAGCCUGUACAGCUCUGAACUCCUUCUGUUUUUAAGUAUGUCUACUUUGUACUGAGUCAAAGGACCCCAGCUGUGGUUAAAUGAGGAAGGAAACUUACCCUGAACAUGGGGACUUACAUAUUUAUCAUUAGCUUUGAACAUGUCCACUAUAUUUCUUUUUGCAUGGUAGGACCACACAUUAACAUGAAUCCUCUCUUUUAUCAAAUCUAGAUGCAAAUAUCCUCAAAUUGAAAUCCAAAGUCAAGACUUUAACCUGAUAGUUCUAGGAUUUUUUUUAUCCAAUAGUUAUUAUUGUUUGUAGAGUUCAGAGCCAACCCAAAUAAAAACAUUCAUCACAUUUAAAAUAUUAUUGGUAAAUCUAAGCACACAGCUCUCUCCUGUUUAAUUUAACACUCUAAAAUAUGUCUGAAUGUAAUUUUGAUCACACUUUUGAACAUUUUUAUUGAUUUUUACCCAGAAUUUUCUACCUUAUUGAAGUCUUAACAAUUAAUUUCACUCUGUUCAUUCAGUUUCAUCUAAAUAUGUUUGCUGUAUUUGUGUCUCGUGAAAAAUAACUGAAAAUAUUUUGUAGAUCAUUGAUUUCUGAAUUGUUGUUUGUUGUGUUGUUUUUUUUAUUAUUA
Cheilinus undulatus (humphead wrasse) is the source of this 2423-nucleotide messenger RNA. RefSeq names its product ectonucleoside triphosphate diphosphohydrolase 2. Gene Ontology annotation, molecular function: GDP phosphatase activity; UDP phosphatase activity. Bases 280 to 1794 code for a protein of 504 amino acids. The transcript has 9 exons. Gene Ontology annotation, cellular component: plasma membrane. Lineage: Eukaryota; Metazoa; Chordata; Actinopteri; Labriformes; Labridae. Gene Ontology annotation, biological process: nucleoside diphosphate catabolic process. The record is from RefSeq and is a predicted model, not a curated record.